Molecule: messenger RNA, 1183 nt
Organism: Syzygium oleosum
Lineage: Eukaryota; Viridiplantae; Streptophyta; Magnoliopsida; Myrtales; Myrtaceae
Exons: 2
Coding region: 130-927 (265 amino acids)
Source: RefSeq, a predicted model, not a curated record
UCUCCCUCGCCACCUCUCUCUCUCUCUCUCUCUCUCUCUCUCUCUCUCAACCUUCACACCCCCGUAACCGCCACAACCUAACCAACCGCUCCUCCCCUUUUCCGGCGGAGGGAGACACACACGCCCGCAAUGCCGCGUGGCAUCUUCGCCUGCUUCGGCAAGCCCCACGUCCACUCCUCCGCCCCCGCCCCCGCGGGGGCGGCUGCAGUGGCAGAGGAUCAGGCAGGGGCUGUGCUGGUGGAGCUGUUCUUGUCGCAGGGGUGCGCCACCUCGCCGGAGGCGGAGCUGCUGCUGUCGAGGCUGGGGAGGGGGGACUUCGAGGUGGAGGCUCCGGUGGUGGUGGUGUUGGCGCACCACGUGGACUACUGGGACUACAUGGGGUGGAAGGACCCCUUCGGAUCGAGCCUGUCCACGGUGAGGCAGAAGGCCUACGUGGAGGCGCUGAGGCUGGACACCAUGUUCACGCCGCAGGUGGUGGUCCAGGGUCGGUCCCAGUGCGUCGGCACCGACCAGGACGCCUUGCUCUCUGCCAUCGGGUCCGCCCCUCGAUUCCCUUCGCCGAUGCUCCAGGCAAAUUUCCAGAGGCCGGCACCGGAUUCUUUACAAGUGUCGCUGUCCGGAGUGUUGAGGAUGAAGGUGGAAGGCCAAGCUAAUGUGAUGGUGGCUCUAUAUGAGAAUGGAUUGCUGACCGACUGCUUGAAGGGAGAGAAUAAAGGGCGGGUGUUAUCCAACGAUUUCGUUGUAAGGAAGCUCGAGAAACUGUGUACCGUCAAGGAUAUUUCAGCAAAGAAGACGGUUUCGGGAACUGUUAAUUUUCCAUUGUGGGAAGGUUUCAAAAGCAGCAAAUGUGGGAUUGCGGUCUUUGUUCAGAACAGUGCUUACCAGAUCUUUGGAUCACAGAAUGUCCUACUGCCAGAUAAUAUGUGAAAGUGAGACAAAAUCUUAUAUUCUUUGUCGCAGCAUGAGGGCCUUGAGUUCUGACCAUUUUGUACAGGGUGUGUGGUGGUUGAGCACCAUGUUUUCUUCUUUUAAUGCUCCGUUGUUGUCGGCUGCUGGUUGAACUUUCUUUUGUCAUUGAUUCUUUUAGGAGAGAGAGCAUAUCUGACUUUCAUUAUCGAACCCUUUGAAGGAUCUUGCGAUUCUUCAGUGUUUGGAACUCAAUACAUCGUGUGAUUGCACUGUC